Messenger RNA from Oryza brachyantha (malo sina), 681 nucleotides. Its product is annotated as putative germin-like protein 2-3. Lineage: Eukaryota; Viridiplantae; Streptophyta; Magnoliopsida; Poales; Poaceae. The record is from RefSeq and is a predicted model, not a curated record. Gene Ontology annotation, cellular component: cell wall. Gene Ontology annotation, molecular function: manganese ion binding.
AUGGCCGCCAUUGGCUUCUCCUUGCUCCUCGCCGCCGCGGCUCUCCUGGCCAUGUGGUGCUCUGAUCAUUGCAGCGGUGGCUUCGUCGUCGCCUCCGAUCCGAGCCCUCUGCAGGACCUGUGCGUCGCGGACAGGUCGUUCCCGGUGCGCGUCAAUAGCGUCGCCAGCUGCAAGGACACCAAGGACGUCGCCACUGACGACUUCUUCUUCUCCGGCCUCCACGUGGCCGGCAACGCCACCAGCAAGCAGGGCUCCGCCGUGACGGCGGUCAACGUCGCGUAGGUACCCGGCCUCAAUACGCUCAGCAUCUUUCUCGCCCGUAUCGACUACGCACCCUACGGUCUCAACCCCCCUCGCACGCACCCUCGUGCCACCGAGAUUCUUACUGUACUUGAGGGCUCACUCUAUGUUGGGUUCAUGACGUCCAACCUAGAUAACAAGUUGUUCGCCAAGGUUAUUAAUAAGGGUGAUGUGUUCGUUUUCCUUAAGGGUCUCGUUCACUUCCAAUUUAACUAUGGUAUAACGGAUGCCGUUGUUAUCGCGACACUAAGUAGCCAAAACCCUAGCGUUAUCACGGUAGCCAGAGUGUUUGGAUUGAAGCCGUCUAUCUCGGAUGAUAUCCUUGCAAAGACAUUUCAAGUAGAGAAGACAGUGGUGGACCAAAUCCAAGCUCAGUUCUAA